AUGGAUUCAUUACAGUUAGCAAUACUGGCUCGAGGAGAUCAAGGUUACCACGAGACAGAAUGCAGUUUUGGAGGCGAGGCUGACCUCCAACGACUUCUGGUUGACUGCGACAAGAAUCCAGGCCAUGAGAACUUUAUACCAGUCAACGAGUUCAGCUUGAAGCAUCUACCUGACGGCUAUAAAGAUGAAGACAUUGUGAACUACAUACGAGCACAGGCAGACCUCACGGUGAAGAUCACAUCCAAGUUCACGAGCAUGCACCGACCAGAGGGCUACUCAUUUCACAACUUCAGAGGCAAGAAUUUCAUGAGAGUCGGCUCCGGAUUCAUGCAGUACGUCUAUAGAAACGAAAGACGCUCUAACAAACCCUGCCCUUGUCCGGAAUGCAAGAACUCGCCAACGCCUCGUCUGGAGUGGGCAAAGUUGAAGAUUAGAACUGCGACGCAUGUGGUAUUUGACGACGACGAGGCUCAGAAUACAAUGGUUGAGUUCUUCUAUGACGAUGACAAGCAGAAGGAUAAAGUAAAGCGAGUCUAUGGAGAGAGUGUGCGGUUUGGGACGGUCCGUGGGGACUGGUGUGAUAUCCGUUGUGUUAGUCAUGAUAUUGAGCUCUGUGACUUUCUGAAGGAGACAUGGGGCAAAUGGAGAUGGCUGGAGACAAAGGUUAACCAGAAAUAUACUUGUGAGCAAGACCAUCGGUUGGCCAUUCUGGUCUCCCAUCCUCAUGGCUGCAGUAAACAGGUCAGCAUCGGUGUCUGGAGAAACAGAGACAUUAUCGAGAUUUCUCGUGAGUGGGAGAACUGUGUCUACUCAUACGACACUCCAACCUGCCCCGGCAGCAGUGGCGCCCCCGUGUGGAUCCUUGGGCAGAUGAAGUGGGCGGGGUUCUUCGGUAGACAUCCGCACAGUGGGCGACCAGUGGAGGGGUUGAAUAUCAGCGCUAUUGGAUGGGACAAGAGAUCAAAGGCGAUGACCUAA
This is a messenger RNA of Candidula unifasciata, 978 nucleotides long. Lineage: Eukaryota; Metazoa; Mollusca; Gastropoda; Stylommatophora; Geomitridae. The record is from the annotation of a GenBank genome assembly.